UCUGCAGGAGCAGGACACGGAGAGCGGCCUGCUCCUCGCAAUGCCGCCCGAGGAACUCCGGGGAAUCUGAAGGAAAAGUGAAGGUGGAGUGAGUGCAUGAAGAGUGGAUGAAUAGUGGAUGAAGAGUGGAUGAGGAGUGGAUGAGGAGUGGAUGAAGCGCGGCCCCUGCGCGCCGUGCGUGCGUCCUGCGGGAGCUCCACCUGUUUCCCCGCCGCCUCCACCAACUGCAGUCUCCACCAGGGCUGCUGGAUGCGGCUCAUAGAUGAGAGCCGCUCCUCAGAGCCGCCCUCCGCCGGACCAGGAGCCCGUCACACACCGGGGACACCAGGGACCAUGUCGGACAACCUGACGGACCUGAACAACCGCACGCUCCCGGCGGUCCAGGUCGCGCACUACAAUUUCCCGGCGCUCAUAUUCGGGAUUUUGCUGAUUGUGACCGUGAUAGGUGGAAACGUACUGGUGUGCCUCAGCGUUUACCUGGAGAAGGCUUUGAAAACUACAACAAACUACUUCAUAGUGAGUCUGGCGUUUUCGGAUCUGCUGCUGGCGGUUCUGGUUCUGCCGCUCUUCGUUUACGCAGAGUUUCAGGGUGGAGUUUGGACCUUGAACAUGCCGAUGUGUGACGGCCUGAUGGCCAUGGAUGUGAUGCUGUGCACCGCAUCCAUAUUCAACCUCUGUGCCAUCAGCGUUGACAGGUUCAUCGCAGUGUCAAUACCCUUAAAUUACAACCGUAAACACGUGGACCAGCGUCAGCUCAUCCUGCUGUCUGCUACGUGGCUGCUAGCCAUAGCGGUGGCCUCGCCCAUCGUCUUUGGCAUCAACAACGUGCCUGGCCGCGACCAGAGCGAGUGUAAGCUGGAGGACAACAACUACGUGGUGUAUUCGUCCGUCUGCUCCUUCUUCAUCCCCUGCCCCAUCAUGGUCCUGCUGUACUUCGGGAUUUUCCGCGGGCUCCGGCAUUGGGAGGAGUCCCGGAAGGCCAAACUACGCAGCAGCAUCGAGGCGUGCCGUAAGCUGCAGCACGCCGCCGUGGCCACCGCCAUCCCCCCGCUGGCGGGCACCAUCCCGGGCCCCCUGCCCAUGCCCCUGCCCCGGAUCAUCGAGAGGGAUCUGGCCCAGUCUCGGAUGGACGACACGGAAGACUACAUACAGGAAAUCCCUUAUCCUCGCCAGUACAGAGAGAACUCCGUUCCCACGGUGACCUUCAGCCAGCAGCAGCAUAUCAAGAAGAGGGCCAAGAUCAACAACAGGGAGAGGAAGGCGAUGAAGGUGCUGCCCGUCGUGGUAGGCUGCUUCCUGUUCUGUUGGACGCCGUUCUUCGUGGUCCACACAAUGCGAGCCUUGUGCAUGAGGUGCAACAUCCCUCCGGCCCUGAUGAGCACCGUCACCUGGCUGGGUUACGUCAACAGCGCCCUCAACCCCAUCAUCUACACCAUCUUCAACACAGAGUUCAAGAAAUUCUUCAAGAAGUGUUUCCGCAGCUGCUGCUGACGCUUGCUUUCCCUCCUGAAGUCAGGGUUGACUGGACUGGCAGCUCACGUCUCAGUUGGACCAGUACAUGCAGAUCCUCAUGAGAGGACAGAGGGUGGACAGCCUCUGGAGAACAGAAUGGUUAUUUUAUUAUUAUUUCUGGUUCCAAUUCUCAUUUGGUGAAGUAUUUUCUGAUUUCUAUGGACUACUGACGGAAACAUGAGACAAACGGACUCUCGGGUCUGAAAUAAAGACUUCGGCUCUUGUUCUGAUGGAGGAUACUGGUUUGUGUCACGCUCUUGUCAGUUCCAGUGAAGGAUGUGCGGAUUUAUGUGGAGCCAUACCUCUUCAAAUGAUGUUGAGAUGCUAAGCUGGCUUCAAAACAACAGACAGACGAGUGUUUCAUGACCAAAAGAAAGGGAAAAAAAACGAAUUCUCUUAAAGUAUAAGCUCAUACAGACAGUCUUUAACAUGGCACGAACAUUUAUUCUGGCAGAUUCGAGGAUAAACGCUGUUUUUGUGUAUUUGUGGUGGAUAUGAAGCUGACUAGUCUAGCUUAGAAGAACAUCACAAGGUCAAGAGUUUGGACUUGGUAGUUCGUACUCGGAAAGAACGACUCCAGAGAGCGUACUUCAGAGGACGGGAGCGCGCUUUUUGGCCUUUCUGCAUUUCAAACAUCCGAAUACUUGAUGCCAUCACAGCUCAGCUAGCAGGCUAACACAUCAUCAGAAACAACUACAACUUAACUGAGCAUAAAAUAAACACCCCGAACAUGAACACGACUCAGAACUGACCCAGGACCAGGACCCCGGCCAACGUUUCAUAAACAUGAACCUUUCUGUGAUGUGUUUUUGAUGUGUUUUGAUGGGUUUUAUGCAUUUUUACUCUAGUUGCGUUACAAAUGAAUUUAGGUGGAAGUGAAAAGAAACAGAAACUGAAAACGGUCGAGGAAAUUUUAGGCUAUAAUAGGCUAUAUCUUUAAAUUAACCACAAAUAUCAAGCUACAAGACAUAUUUUCUCUCAUUAAAACAUCAUAAAACUACUUUCAUAACACCACAGCAAAGUUAAAACGUUGUUUUUACUCAUUUUUCUUGCACUAUUACUUCUGCUUGUUGAUGUGACAUGCAUUCUGGGAUACUUGGUAGGCCCUCCAGAAAAACGCGAUGAAUAUGCGAAUUAUGCGGGGCUAGCUUGAUUUCACCGCAUCAUCGCCGCACAUUUUCGCAUAAAGUUUGGAAAAAGGGGGAAGUGUUGUGAGUGACAUGUCGGGACGCCCGGUCGCGACAUGCGGGACCCGCCCGGGGACCUCCGCACCCCUCGCAGAAACCGCCACCCCCCAAACAGCAGCUCUCACCCGCGGGGUUGAGAGGAAAAAGAGAGUGCCGUCUCCGUCCGCUUGCGCGGGGGGCUCGGCUGCCGGUGGACUCAGGUCUCCGCGCUGACCGUGUACCACUGCGCCGGCGCGCCCGGUACACGGUAUACGCGGCGGACGCGUGGGGUGAUGGAGCUCUGGCUCGUCCCCUCGCCGUGCCGGUGCGCCCGGCAAUCACCCGAGCACUGAGCCGCGGGCUGGAGGGAGAGAGACUGCCGGCCCCCGGGCUGCGACCGCCCCUCUCCUCUCCUCUCCACCUGCGCUCUCCUUUUUUUUUCCGCCUUUUUUUCCGACCUCAGAUCAGACGAGACAGCCCGCUGAAUUUAAGAGGGAAGAGCUCAGCGCCGAAUCCGCAACUUCCUGCAUAUUUCGCAUAUUUUGCAACUUUCCGCAUAUUCCACGACUUCCCGCAUAUUCCGCAAUUUCACCGCAUAAAAGCACAUAAAAACCCCGCACAUUUAAUCGCAUAAUCAAUGAUUUUAGCCCGCAAAAUCAAGGAUUUUAGCCCGCAGAAUCAAGGAUUUUUGCCCGCGUUUUUCUGGAGGGUCUAACUUGGGCGUCUGACGUCUGCUCAAGUCUGGACUGGAGGAAUGAUAAAAUUCUUAUUGAUAAAAUGGGCGAAGCGAGAACAUAUCUUCAUCCGGACUGCUCGUGUCCGGGUGCAGAUUUUGGUCAGAGACAGACCUUCAUCGGUGACUGUUGACGUUUUACAAGAACAGACAAGUUGACAAACAGCUUGAAAACGGAGGGAAACAACAGACCUGUCAGUAAAGCACGCCCCCCUUAGUUACUGUUGCUAACCCCGACAAGCCAUCAAUGGAGGGGGCCGGACUUACUGAUAGGUCUAUGAAGGCUGUGUCUCAUCUUGAUCUGGUUCUAGGAAUUUCAGCACAGAAGGUCACCUGAAGAUGCAUUCAGGCGCCUUUAUUUAUCAUCUUGCAAUCAGACUGAACAAGAUUGAAAAUAAGAGAAAAACAAGCUGUUUCAAUACUAAAAAAUAUUCUAAAGUCUACUUAAAUAAUCCACUCAUGUCCACAUUCACAAAAAAGCUUACAGACGGUCCCGCACGCGGUGAAUCUGGCAGAUUAGAGGAUAGCGCGGUGGAUAUGAAGCUACACUGAGCAGCAGGUUAGCUUAGCUUAGCAUAACAAACAUUGUAAAUGGAGGGAAACAUGUAGCCUAGCCACGCCUCAUCGUCCCACUCUGGUUCUAGUUAUUUUAACACAGGAAGACACCUGUAACUGAACAAAUAUGCCUUUAUGUAUGUUUCUGAAUUAGCAUUUGUCGUGUCAUAUCGCUUCUCUAUAAAACUCAUUUAAGGGCUUUUUACUGACAAAGUAAAAAAGGUUCAGUCGAAGUUCAAUGAAAUUAGGUUCAGUUAUAUUCCAAUUACAUUCAAAUAAAGUGUAACCAGAAGAUUAAUCCAACCUUCACUUUGAUUCAGUCUUCAUCUCAAGCAGCACUGAAGCAGUCGGCGACUGUGGGAAUCAAAUCCAAAGUCAAAAUCGUUGUGUGUUCUAACCACAAAUCUUUUUGAAUUUGAUCAUUGUUCACAUAAAACCAAUCUAACCACAUUAUAUGACUCGUUCUUUAUCCAGCACGCUUUUUUAAGUGUUCACCUAAAUACGGAGUCAGAAUUAGAUGGAGAUUUAGGGUACACAAAUGAUGUGUAACAGGCUACGAUAGAAGUUGGUGAAACAAUCUUUAUUUUUUUUAAGCCCUUGGAAAAGUCAAUAAUAACUGGUGAAAAAGAUCCAUCAAAUCUGUGUGUCCAGUCUCCUUACUACUAGUUGGUUCCGAAUAGCUGAGGCUGGUCUUUCUCCUGGACCUCCACAAGCUCCAGAGGUCUUCCGAGGCUCCACUUCAGCGGAGAUAAACAAACCUUGGCAGCAGGAGAAGAGGAGAAUAUAAAAAGUGUCUUGGAAAGCGUUUUUUUUUUAAAAAUGUGCAGUUAUAGUUUUGAUUGACUGCAAGCUUGAAGACACCUGUGAUGCUGAUUACAGGACUGAUUUUAGUUUAGCACAUCAUGGGGGUUGUGUUAAACAUCUGGCCUCUCCAGUAAAACCCUCUCCUAUGCUGGGUUACAUUCAUAUUUUUACACAUCUGCCACAUGCAUAAAUAUUAAAAAUGGGCCCCAAAUCUAGUUCCUGCUCUUAACUUUAUGAUUUAGUAUUUUAUCGUCUUAUCUAGAGACAUAACGAUGACCUCAGUCCAAAAGAGAUUUAAUUUUUUUUAAUUUAGAUUAGGAGCUGUUUUCCUCCGACGUUGUGAAACAAUAAUGUUCUAUGAGCUGCAUGUGGAUCAGCAGUGAGACUAAUCAGCACAGGUGAAGCACCUCCAUCUAAAGGAUCUUCUAAAUGUGCAUUGAUAACACAGCUGUCCAUUAUCCAGAGCUGCCGUGUGCCUUAACUUAAAAAGAUGAAGACUGACUGUAGUGACUGAAUUUAAAACAUUGAGUGCUUAGAAAAAGUAAUCUGAAUUUGUCAAGAUUACGUUUUUCUUCCUUCUUGUAUGUUCAAUAAGCUUUCCUGCAUGCCAUGUUUGUAACUUACAUAUUAAAGGUAUCAUGUUAUGCCCUUUUUUUAAAAGUUAACAUGAAAUAUAUCUGACAUGUUUUGUUUUCAAAUACUUCAGUACAGCAGCUCCUGUGAACAUGUCUUUGCAGAUCUUCAUAGCAGCUGGUUUUAGGGGGCGGAGUCAACCACUCUUCUGCAGGAAACACCCCUGUGGAGUUCCGUCACACAGCUUUGUGCUGCCCAGUUUGAAAAAAGCAAAUACAACAAGAUGGGACGUUGGGAUGAGUUGAAAUUGAGGAGGCUAGGUCAGGUCUGUGAUGUCACAGCUCCCUGUAACUCUGCUCACUGAGUUUGUGCUUUUACAAAAUUUGGAGUUAGUAGACACUUUAAACACCC
Cololabis saira (Pacific saury) is the source of this 5754-nucleotide messenger RNA. RefSeq names its product D(4) dopamine receptor-like. Gene Ontology annotation, biological process: adenylate cyclase-activating adrenergic receptor signaling pathway; adenylate cyclase-inhibiting dopamine receptor signaling pathway. The record is from RefSeq and is a predicted model, not a curated record. Gene Ontology annotation, molecular function: dopamine neurotransmitter receptor activity, coupled via Gi/Go; G protein-coupled receptor activity. Gene Ontology annotation, cellular component: plasma membrane. Lineage: Eukaryota; Metazoa; Chordata; Actinopteri; Beloniformes; Belonidae. The coding region runs from base 250 to 1491 and encodes 413 amino acids. The transcript has 4 exons.